Molecule: messenger RNA, 1479 nt
Organism: Fusarium sp. VM40
Lineage: Eukaryota; Fungi; Ascomycota; Sordariomycetes; Hypocreales; Nectriaceae
Source: the annotation of a GenBank genome assembly
AUGGCAGAUACAAAGGUCAAAGUCAACGGCUUUCAUGCCAAUGGCAAUAGCAAUGGCACCCGCACUCCUGAAAAGACACCCGUCAAGCACACCAAGCUAUGGCAGCUCCUCGCCUUAGCAAAGGAGGUAUCCAAAGAUGUCGGCUCCAUCGAAGACUACGAGAAGUCAGCCGAGGAGCGCAAAGCCCUAGAGCAAGAACUCGAGGCCAAGCAGGGCGAGAACAAGCGUCUGCGCGAGUUCAACGAUAAAGUCGUGCGCGAGUUCUCAGAACAUAAGGCGCAAGCAAGCGCAAAGACGGAGAUGAUCUUUGCAGAGUUUGAGCAAAAGUACAAAACGUACGAGUCUAACAAGGCAGCUGUCGAGGCCAUGGAGGCGGAGGUGAAGGAGGCCAGGGAGAAGCUGGCUGCGACUGAAGCGGCGCAGAAGAGCAGAACCGGGGAGGUUGAGAAGUUGAGGCAGAAAUUGUCUUCUUCGGAGACGCAUGCGAAGAACCACGCUGCUGAGAUUAGGGAGAUGAAUGCAGAGUGUGAAUUGCAUCGGUCCAGGAUGGAGGCGAGCGUUGAGGAGCUUGCGACUUGUAAGACCAAGUUGACUCAUGCUCAGAGUGAUCUUGGGGAGGGGAUCUUGCGAGAUUAUGGGCCUGAGGAGCUCAAGAAGCUGCGCUCUAAUCUUCAGGAACUAUCGAAGAAGGUUCACGCAUUUGUCAACGAGUACUUCAACGAUGCCCAUGACGACUCAGCGAUUGAGAUCCAAGAAUUAAAUGCCCGCUUCCCAAAGAUCCCUCUAUCAACCCGCACCACCAAAGCGGCCGCAAAGAUGCGCUGCGCAGUCGCAGAUGCCGUCCUGGCAGAAACACUCCUUUCGCACGUCUUUGUCCCAUUCUACGUGGCCCACGACAUGCGCGCCACAGCAUCCGCCAUGCUGGGCUUCUUCAAGGGCGAUGAGCGACGAGAGACCAUUUAUCGCUGCCAGAUCCUCGGCUCACUGUCCGACUCUGAACAGGCAGAGGCAAUCCAGGACGAUAUUGUCCGCAAGGCGAGCAACGAGGUGCGAAGCACGCUGCAUCCGUUGGUCGUGGCGUACAAGCAGACGGGUUUCUACAAUGCUGUCCCGGCACUGUUCAAGCAAGCUGUUGCGUUGUGGGCAGAUGCGCAGCGUUCCAGGGAUAUGAUUAUCGCUGAACUACCCGACGAGGAAGAUUCCAGGGGUGCAGGUCAGUAUGAAGACUACGAUGUUGGCAACGCUCGCAAGGCGGCAAAGGGAAGUCCCAAAUCAGCUGUACUGGCGGUGUUGUUCCCGCAGUUCGUCUGUCGCGACGAAGUUAUUACUGAAGGCGUGGUCCUCCGGUCCGACCAAGCUGCCGUGAUCGAGGCGGUGGAGGAGGCACAAAGCAAUGGGACUACGAAUGGUGACUCGAAGAAGAAAAUGGGAACACGACGGAGGUCUUCUGCUGAGCCCAAGUCUCCUCUCCGCAAAUGA